Molecule: messenger RNA, 11670 nt
Organism: Xyrichtys novacula (pearly razorfish)
Lineage: Eukaryota; Metazoa; Chordata; Actinopteri; Labriformes; Labridae
Source: the annotation of a GenBank genome assembly
AUGAGCGUGGACGCCAGCCAGGACGGUGGCGAGUGAGUUGUGAGGUGGAGCCUGCGCACAGUUUGUGGUUAAGACGCACGCGGAAAAAACGAAACGGGAUGGAGUUUGGAUUGAUUGAAAUGGUAAAAUCUGAAUUUCCAUAUCUGGGAAAGCAAACACAGAGCGGCAUGUUGUCAGUCUUCUGUCAGCUGUCCAAACACAGACUCACGCAUGCAUACAACUCACAGGAAGAAUGUUGUCUCUCAUAUAAGACUGGGUUUUGUAACCUCAAAAAAGAGCCUUUUUUUCCUUUUCCCUGCAUAUUUGAAGCAUUUGAUGAUAAGAGGUUGAAUCACAUUGGAUUUACACCAAAUAACACGUGAUGCAAUGUCUCAAACCUGGCUUGUAACCGCAACGCAAAAACCAGCAACACUCUUAUCAAACCUCACCAAAGCUGCUUCUCCUGCCUCAGAAAAAAAAAAAAAAACAUUUCCCACAAGCCCACCCUACAUCCCUCGCCCAUCAUUUACAUGAGGACAAUUACAAAUGAGCACAAUGUAGAGAGCAGGAGCUUGGCAGUGUAGUUCAUUUGCCAAGACGGGGGCAGCCACUUAGCACAGGUGAGGUGGGGCGGCUACAGUCCUGCAGCUCCUUGCUUGGAAAAUGGGUCAAAAGAGAAGAAAAAGGAAUCGCAAGAGCAAUAGCACAGACUAGUGGAAAAUGUGCAAAAUGACUGGUGUCAAAUCUAACAUCAGUGUUGUAGAUUUGAAGGUCUGUUUGAGGAAUCUAACAGAGGUGAUUCCAGCAAUCUCCUAAAGGGAAAAACCCCUUUGAUGCAUGGUCAGAGCAUUUAAAGGGCACCAUCAUGACCGCUCACCCCAACAAGAACAACCUCCGCAUUGAUACUCGAGCCACAUGACUCUUCCUCUCCUGCCAAAGAAAUUAAUCCAACACAAAGAGGGGGAAGGUGGAGCAGACGCUCGUGCUGAGAAAAAAUUUGCAUGACCCAAAAAUGCCCUGUUUGUGCCCCGACUCCAUAAAUCAAAGCGAGGGUAAGAAUCCCCCUGACGCUCCCAUUCUUUGUCCUCAAAGGUGAUAAAUUGAUCCAGAGCCGGCUAAUAAGCAGAGGCACAGGGGCGGCCAGAACUUCCCAAAGAUUUAUGCUGCGACAAGUGGAUUUAUAGAAGAGCUAUGCGCAGAACAAAAUCUAUUUACUUCGUUCGUUCGGAUGGUACUCAUGAGAUUUGAGAUUUGAGGGAGUCCUUAGGGAAACCUGGGGUAGGCCUAUCAGGACAAUAGAAAUAGAGUAUCUGUCAUGGAGGCAAUGAAUGUGAUGGAAUUACCUUCUCUUGAUUGAUGUACAUGUGUUUCCAAUUACAAAAGAUCUCAAUCCAUGGGCCCACCGCCUUUAGCUGGGUCACAAUUCAAUACAGCUUUGGAGUUGAUUUGGUUCCCUGACUUUGCCCCCCUUUCAUUAAAUCUGAUCUAAUAACAGAGCUGGUUGCUAGAAUCAAUAUGACGGACACUUUUUUGAGGUUUGUCAGCAAGUCUCAGCCAAGACUGUGGAAGAUAAUCUCUGCCAGGCGUAUGAAGAACCUUUUAAAGUAACUCAACCAGUCAUCUUAAUGACACGAGGUGAUACGCUGACAGGAAAAGCGCUCUUUAAAAAACAUGAUCAAUGCUAUCGUUUGCUCCAAAGCUGACUGGAAACAGACACAACAUACAGCGGCGUAGAGUUUCCAAAUAGUGCAUCUGCGUCUCUUUCCUUUCUCCGCUUCUACUCUUAAUGUGUUUUUCAGCUUCCCCUCUUUCCUUUCCGCAUCCUCCUAUUUCACUCUCAGUUUCAUCAUCCCAUCUCAACCUUCACCUUUUUACCCUCUUUGUGCCUCAUUCGCCACUUUCCGUCAUCUCUACCUCCUCUUGCUUUCACACCCUGACAGAAUGCUUAUCCUGUUGUGUUGAUGAGAUAUUUGAACGAUUAACAUCAUGCGUGCUGAGCAGAUUAUGAUAGCCUUUCGGGAGCAGCCGUUUGGGCAUGAUGGAAAGUUUCCAGCGUGAUAGAAAACUCAGCUGAUAAGUAGGUUUAGAUUGCCAACAAGGGAAAGACAACGUAUGAAAGUCUGAACUCACCGAUUCGUCAAUGACAACAGCAGAGGUCUUCAACUUUCUUUGUUUCUAAAAGAAAAAGGACAGGAAAAUUAAGUUUGGGAUUUGUGUUUUAUUAAUCGUGUGAAAGUGAAGAAAAAAACUCAGGCUUUUUAUGAAAGGAUGAUCAAUUAGCAGUGCCAGCUUUAUAAAUAAAGCUCUAACACAUUUCCAUUUUUCAUGCCAACUCUGUGUAUAACUCCGAAGUUAAAGUUUCUGCCUCAUAAAUAGAUGUUAAAGACUUUUUAUCUUUGAGGUUAGAUGAGAACAUCUCAGUGAGACAGCUCACAUGGAAAACUUGAUGUCCUGUCAACAUCAUUCUGACUUUUGCAAACGUAUGCAAAUGUGUCUAAAAUAUCAAACUCACUCUCACCCAGAGUGGUUCUUUUCUGGGUUGCAUGACGUCAACUAUGAAUAAAAAAAAUAUGAUGUACUAUAUAACUAAUUCCAUCUACGUCUGACAGUGACGCUACCCUGCGCCACUGAGGCAGCUGUUGAUACAGAGAGAGAGAGGGAAAAGAGAGAGGCAGAUCACUUCCCAAAUGCUCAUUUUUAGCCGGCUUGUUUGGGCACAGCGCGCCAGAGCUGACGAGCUGAGCACAGAGUUUUUGACACAAUGGUGUCAUACUGGAGACUGUGAUGUUCGGCUCGCACAAGUGAAAAGCAUCGCACCUGCUGGCAACAUGCAGACUGAGACACAAACAGACUGUUAUCAAAUCUGCGUCGCAAUUAGCGUGUUUGGGGAUGCUGCAAGUGCUAAUGACACAUUUGCCUUACAAUGUUUCAUUUAGAGCCUGUCAGGGGAGAUGGCAUGUUGAAUUUUCUGGACCUGGUUGGAAAUGCUACCCAGUUAUCAUGUAUGCUGUCUCAUUAAAAUCCUUCAGCACUUUAGUUUAACUCUAGCAGAUCAUAUUCUGUCAGAGACUUGAACUAGAGCUAAGUAGCUGCAGUACUUGGAAGCAGGAAGGAAGGUGAGGCCAGUCUGCCAUCAGAUCUAAACUUAGCUUCUGCGUAAUGUCAGAGUGGUUGUCUUGAGGGUUUUAUGUCUCCUCUUAGCUCCUGUUCUUUGAAAUUAUUUAACAGAUGGGAGCGUCACUAUUUCCGAUGCCAUGCUGUGUCAGUGUUCAGAUGAAGCCUCCUUUUAAAUGUUUAACUCUUUUUCUGAAACGUGCAGCGGGGUUGGCGAAUAAACAUGCUUUAAUUUAGCGGUGUAAUUCUGCUGGUGAAACCACACUAGUGUGGAUUUUACAAACACAGUGGGUCUCAUUACUUUGAUUUGCAAUGCUGUUUGUAGUGUAUGUAGUGAUAAACCUAAACCAAAUUAGCAACAGCUUUGUAUUUUAGGGUUUGAGCAUCUUCCAAGUCUUAGUUUUGGUUGCAUGGUUAAAUUUUUUUUGUUUUUAAAGUUUAGUGCAGAGUCUCUUACAACCCUUGAACUGUUCCAGCUAAAUGUAUGCAGGGAAAAUGUUAGCGACUAACAACUAACCACUGGAUAGAACUGUGGUAAACGGAUUGUAUAUCACACUUGUGUUCAUUGGGUAACUGGAAAUAUGACCUGUAGCCUAAAAUUCUUCUAGGGAUGAAGGCCAAACAAAUUAGCUGCUAGCUUUUUGGUUUCAUGCCUUACAGCUUUCACUUUUAUGUUUUAAUGUCAAGAAAACCCUGACUAUAAAACCGCUAUAUGCUGGCUGUCGACACCCAACUAUGUCAAGGGGAAGUAGGUAACUAUUAGCAAAUGAUAAAGCAGACCAGAAGUAAAAGACUUGUGUCUAUUGAUACUUAGCUUUAAUGCUAAUGCUUCCUUGUGUUAGCCUGGUUUGUAAAAUAAAUGCACUGUUCAGUGGCCAGUUAGCAAAGCUGGUUAGCGACUUUUUGAUCUAUACAAUGAUUAGACUUCAUCUGCUGCUCCCAAAGCACCUUGUAAAGUAUUAUGAGACUUAUAUGGGUCUGCUAUAAAGAAUAUUAGGUCUGAUAUUAUGUGUGUAAUGGGCUGGCAAUUAUGUGACUGACAUUUUUGUUAGGUACUCUUGUAUCAUAAUAUUGCAUCACGUUUGUGCGCAACUGACCGUUAAUGUGAUUCCCAAACUCGUAUUUUGGGAGUAGUUAUUAACAAGACAUUACUUUACUCGACACUUGUUGUCACGUUUGCAAUAAAACAAAGACAUACAGCGUAGUUUGUACGAGCCAAUGGCGACUUAUUUCCCGUGCUUUCUCAGCAGCUAAGUAUGUUGUAAAUUAACAGUAAUAUAUGUCUGAGGGUGAUCUUCCCGGGGUUCAAUUGCAGCACUAAAAAGUAAACAAACACAGAUUAGAUUUUUUUUAAUGCUCCCACUUGACUGGCAUUUUAGAAGUUGUGUAGGGAUAAGUAAUAUCCUUCACCUCCACCUCAACAUUCAGGAGGUUUUAUGAGUCAAGGCUGGUGUCUCUGUUGGUUACUGUUCAGGGGAAGGUCAUAAACGGGCGAUUUAUGUGCCGAGUGCAGCCAGGAAUGCUGAUGCUAUACUGUCAGGGAGCAGAGAUACUGUCUGCUUUGACUUCACAUUUAAUGGAAACUGUAAAGUUCAAAACUGCAUGUCCUCACUCAUGCUCUUUACAGUGUGUGUUCAGGGGGGAGAAGAAGCUGAAAUAACUGGCAGAGAGAAGAUAUACAGGGUUGCAUAAUGGGACAGAUGGAAGAUAAAUUAGGUCCUUGUGACACUAAAAGCAGGUUUCACACUUUCAGCGUCUUACAUCACAUUUCAGUUCUAAUUUGGGGUCUAAGUGCACCAAAGUGCUGCGAGCGCUUAAGUUCACGGUCGUGGUGAAAAACAAACACUUCAUUAGCUCUCAGUCUUCAUGUGGGGCGUACACUUAUUAAAAUAUUAUUCAAUCCAAACACACACCUUGCACCACAAUCUUACAACACUCCCUCAUCUUAUCGAUUACUGCGCCACCUACUUUCAUUCUCAGCAGUUAUCUGGACUUUAAGGCUGCCAUUGUUAAGUUAUGGGCAUUUUAAUUGCCAUGGACAGGGGUCCAUUAGCAUUGCUUCUUGGGUGGCCAUGGCCAUGUUUCUCUGAAUCAUUAAGCUAAUUAUACAAGCUAAUUAAUCAGUAUGCUAGGAAUGGGCUGUGUGAGCAGACACCACUCUUUGUUGGCUUGCAUAAUGCAAGGAGUCCAUUUUUAGAUAGGCGAGUGGAGGGAGGGGAAACUUUGAUCUGGAAAGUAAACAUGAUUUUUGCAUAUCAUAGCAAAGACGGAAAAAAAGGAGCAUUAUGGAUGCAAAAAGUCAAGCUGGAUCCACAUUUGUGGGGCUUUGAAGAUGCAGGUUACUGCAUGUGGAGGGUAGAUAAAACAGGUAGUGUUGCGCACAGUGACCACAUCCAAUUAUCAGUGUCAUUGAAGACAAACAGAUAGCGAUCUGUCAUUUACAGGUGCCUCUGAUGUUUGAAGACAAAAAUCUGCCAUUCUUGAAAUGGACUUGCUUUUCCUAACAAAUGAGAGACCUGCCAGUGUCUCCUCAUGAACGAGGAGGAACUAGAUACCUCCCUGACAUCCUUUCACGUCCCUUGCUACCCCAUUAUUUCCCAAUCAUCACUCUGAUCCCGAGGCUUGACAUAAUCAAUUAACAUCCAACGUAUGUGUGCAGUAUGCUUUCACUUGAUGUGUGUACGUGUAUCAGUGAGUGCGCGUCUUCGCCAUGCAUGCAUUCAUGCUUUCUUGCGCACAUUUAAGGGUGUGUGAGAGUGAGUCGCUGUCAGAAAUUAUUACUUACACGCAGACACAGGCAAACAUCCUGCUACCCUGUCUUCAGUGUGUGGUGGAGACGCUGUCAGCAUUCAAGUAGGGGGUCUAUUUUUAGCCUUCCCUCAUUAUGCACAACUGAAAAUCACCUCCUCAAAGUACAUGAAGCAUGUUUACGAAACCUAAUGGGACUAUGCUGAUAAUGCAGCAGUGCGAAGUGGCUACUGUGUGUGUUUUUAUUCGCUCCUCUACACUCUCCUCUAUGUGCGAUUAUGUAUGCAAACUGAGCAUUUAUCCACAGAGCCGUGAACCAAGUGUUAAGUUGCGAAUGGUAUCACACAUCUUGACCCCCCUCUCUCUCUCUCUUUGUCUCUUCAGGGAGAUUCUGAGGAGUUCUCUUCUUUCAUCACUCUGGUCCGAGGCAGCAAUCGCAAUCAAUUAUUCCAAACAGGUAAGACCUAUACCUUAUUACACUGAGUAAAAGGCGGCCUUGAAAUUGCAUUGUUUGAUAAAACACUCCAUCUUUGACUAUAACCUAUGACCAAAACGCCAAUUCAAAUGUCAGUGCAGCCACAGGAAUCCACAAUUUAAUAACGUCAAUCCAUAGAAAUCAAAUCAGAGGUCAAACCAGUGGAUGCUGUUAGUAUGGAUGAAUGAAUGGAUGAAUUUAUGUCUGAACAUGAUCUAUUGUUCAGCCUCAGUGAACUGGUUUCUUGUCUGCCUCGACUCUAUUCAACCAGCUUUGGGGAAUUUGCUUUCCAAAACAUUUUUCAAGACAGAGGCGCUCCAGAGGGGUGGCCAGGGGUGGAACUGCCCCCACUUGAAAGCAGAUGGCUGCACAAGAUGCCAUCCCAAAAUCUUAAAUCAUGAUUGGCUAUUUGUCAUGUCAGAGGUGGAGGACUGAUGUGAAGAGUUAGGCAGCCAAAGGCCUUACCGCUGUGAUGGGAAAUAAUGACACCGCUACACUUCCAGACACCUCAGUGGACAAGUCAAACAUGAUCCCCAGACUUAAAGGGAUAUUCCGGCGUAAAAUUACGUUAGGGUCAAACACACCAUAACACUGAGUUAGACACCCUGUCGAGAGAUGAAUGUUGCUGAUUGCUUGCUUCUCUAGUAAUACCAACUUUCGUAACGACAGCAGAUAGCAAUACACAGAGCCAUACACUCAACCAAUGAUGGAAUACCCCUUUAAACAGCAACAGAGUACACCUAAUCUUGUCUACUACCUAUGUGCGAAGCAUACAUUUGCAACUGUAGAACUACAUUGAAGAGAAUAAUUCACUAUAGACCUGUGGAUGAAACUACAUUGAAGAAGCUGCACAUAUUUGAUUUUUUAUCCUAUGAGUACUUGACACAGAAAGAGGAAAUUCAUGUGUUUGCACGUGUAAUUCAUGCCGCCUCUGCAUGAAUCACUGCCUCAGCCAGGUUGCCCUGGUCAGAAAAGUCUGGACACGCUCCCAGCUGUAGAGAAAGGAAUGAUUUUUUACAAGUUCAAAUGCUGAAAAAUGACUAAAAGAUCAGCCCAGGUAAUUCAAUUAGAUGCCUACUCGACUGGACUGUUCAUUUUACAUCUGGUGUUGCUCUUUAACACAUUAUGUCACACAUAAAGCAUGCUAAUGGUGCCCUCUGGAGUACAAAAUUCUCCACUGCCGCUUCUGCUCAUCUGCUGUUUGUAGAGGAGCUCUGUUUUCACAUUAGGACUGUGUAGCUGCCGUGUCGAUUCACACUUCUCACGGCAGUUAAAUAGACGGAGGACUGACGGCUGCUUUUAGCACAUUUUGGAAGCCCACAUGCGAACACACUCACACAUACAGCAAGGCUUUCUGAGGAAAACAGAAACAAGCUGGUGGCAGGAGGUGGCCCAAAUGAAAACACACUCAAAUCUCCAGAAUCAUCCGUCAAUAUAAUACUGUCAGGAGAUUAUAUUGAUCUAGUUUUUGUCACGUACUUCAUACUAAACUCACUUUUUUUGACUAUGAAUGCCAAACUUUACUGCAAAAUUCAACAUAUCUCCAGUUAAACACAAUACUCCAAGUGCGGUCUCUCUCUCUCUCUCUCUUUUUCUCUCAGAAUGAACAUAAUCAGACUUAUAAUGCAAUAAAGACAGCUCAUAUCUUUUGGAAACAGAGAGUUACCCUUUUUCACAGUGCUGGUUUUCAGAUCAAUGAGCAGUGCAGUGUUUUUCCCCAGAAGACUAGCGGGUGCAGCCGUAAUUGGAGCGUUUGUGCUGCAGCGAGUUCCUGCUCCCCAGGCAGAGACCAGCGUGCACCAGAACAUUUCUAUACAGGUCCAUAGGAUUUCCAAUGAAUUUAUCAAACACCUGCGAGGGAAGUUUUGAAGUAUGCUAUUUUUAAAAUCAACCCCUGGUAGGCCUAUUCAAAACCCAGCCUGUUGUAAUUGGGACAAGGCCCUCUCUUUUACUCCUCAUCCUCACCUCCAGGUUCCAAUUUAUUCCCGAGUGUGUUCAAUAGAUGAGUAAAAGCGCUACUAGGUGAUGUGGCUUUUCACUCUCAGCAUUUCACACGUAUGCUGCCCUCCGCCCCUGUUGGCAAUUACCGUGAAAAACUGUGAAAAUGUAUUCAAGGCUCAGGUGGCAAAGUGAUUCAAAUCAAAGAUGACAGCGACGGACGUGGCUUCAGAGGAAAGGCCGGACAAAAACAGCUAAACACAGACAUGCCAGUUAGACCAAGUUUGUGUGAGAAGAAUUGCAAAUGACAGAUGCAAAACUGUCGCCAUGUUAGAGCUCAUUUAAGUGUCCUGUUCGAGAACCAUUAAGGCAUUAAAAUUGUAUUGAAACUGCUGUUCUUCCUCACAGAAAAAGACUCGAUAAAUGAUGUUGUAGUGCGUUAAAGUGAUGAUAGUUGGUAGGGAGGUGCCGGCACGACACGACUGUCAGAUGGAGUUGAGUAAGAGUCGCAGAUGACCUGAGUUAUCACUCUGAAAUGCAAGAUACUGGAAUCGUAAGCGUGAUUAGCUAUGAAAAGGUCGUAUCCACCGAUCAUAGCUGCAGAUCGCCAGACUCCGCAGCUGAUUGCAAGAGUUCUAUUUAUUCCUGGACGCCGGAGCAUGCCGGAUAAAUUCAGCACAGUGCUCGAAAAAAAGUCGGGCACAGACACAAAAUAAAACAUCCAGCUUCUUUUCAAAAUAAAACAGUGUUUUUCACUGAACGUAUUUCAAACCGUGCAAACGGGCAGAGACGAACAAGUGAUAGGUUUUUAGACAGCAUUUCACCCCUAUGACACCAUGGAUGAGGAGAUGCUGAUUUUAGAAGUCUAGAGGUGGAGUUCCUCCCCUGGAAGGACACAAUCUACUGCUUUUAUGGUUAGCAUAUGUGGCUGUCUUUAUAGGGACAACUUGUUAUCAUGCGAUUCCACAUGAACCCACGGGUUCUUGUGAGUUCUCACGAUUACCGCUGUCUGUAAUACGCCACGAAAUUCGCCUCACCAACAGAUUCGGUAGGAACUGGCGGAUGGCGAAAAUUGCUGCCGUUCCAGUUCAGAGCCGUUCUGGAUGCAGUGAAAAAUGGGGGUAAGACUUUACAGCUCAAGAAUAUACAGUAAAUAUACAACAAUCCUCACCUGUUGGUUAGGCUUCAGGUGAACAUUUUGUCAAAGUUCAUGUGUUAGAAGAAAAAAACGGCAAGCAUAAGGAUGUGAGUAACUUUGACAAGGGCAAAACUGUGCUGGCCAGAUGACUGGGUCAUAGCAUCUCCAAAACUACAGCCCUCCAGGGUAGACCCCCAUCUGCAGGGGUCAACACGACCUACCAAAAGCAGACUGAGAAAAUAAAACUACUGAACCGGAGUGAGGGCCACGAACAGCUAAGGCUCACUGAUGUGUGUGGGGAGUGAAAGCGACAGAAAAGCUCAAGCUGGUGAAAAAAGCUUAUGCAGGUGUGGAUAGAAAGGUGUCAGAACAAACAAUCCCAAUGUCAUGGGCGUUUGUUGUGUUGAGAAAAGGCCUUGCAGUACGUUAUGUAACCUCUAACCCACCCUGCUACUUCCAAGGGUCAGGCUGCCCAAUCUGAUUGUGCUUUCAUGCUUCUUAAAUUAGAUACACUGUGUUAUGGCUAGCACCAAGUGUGUGUUUGUGUGCAAGUGUUCAUCUGAGCGUGUGUUGUGGGCCAGCCCUGGCUGCGAUGAUUUAUUAUACCGCUUGAAGGGACUUGUACUUUCAUGAGGUCACAUGAGUAACAUGGCAGCCAGGCAUAGCACACUGUUCUCUUUUGGCCCUGCCGGCGACAGGGAGGCAUGCCAACAAAGCUACAACAGACUCCAGUUUGCUCAUAUGCAGGUACACAGCUAAGUAUAUAUGCAUUGUACACAUGUCCCAGACAGACGCACACACAAGCAAAAUCAAAUACUGUAAUCCGGGCUUAAUACUGCUUUAUCACCUGAACAGGAGGCAAACCUUAUGCAAAUGCAGAUUUAAGCUAUUCCAAAGGCACGUCAGAUUUGGGCUCUUCUUUAAUGUGUCUUUAGAGAGGUUAAGUCUAUGCAAAUGAAGCCUCAUGAGUUUGAAAAUGCUGGGAUUUGAUUUUAAUAACACUUGGAAGAAGCCACAGAGAUGCAGAUGGAGACUUUAAAGACUGACCUUGAUGGUUGGUUUUGGCUCAUAUUUUACCUGAGGGCAGCUACAGACGUUAUUUUGUUUUUUUCAGAAUAUUUGAAGGAGCAACUAAAGAAAAUUAGUGAGUUUGCAUCUUUUAAUGUGUCAAAUAAGGGUCAUUUAAAAUGAAAUGAGGUGGAUAAACCACAGGGGCAUAUUGCAUUCACUUACAAAACAAAAAAAGGAAACUGUUUUUUUAAGUAUUUUUUUUUAUUUUUGGACAAUUUUUUAUUAUUUUUUUUGUAGUAUUUUUUGUGCUUUUCCUGACAAAUUUUUAUUCCAUUUUUUUAAAAUAUUUUUUUGUCUCUCUGUUUUUUAGACAAUUUUUUACUCUGUUUUUUUUUUUUUUUUUUUUUACUUUUUUUUCUUCUUUCUGUUUUUCUGACUAUUUAUUAUUAUUAUUAUUUUAUCUCUUACUAUUAUUUUCCGUCUUUCAUUUUUUGGACUAUUUUUUCUUCUCUCUGUUUUUCUACAUUUUUUGGGACUAAUAUUUUUUCCCUUCUCUCUGUUUUUCGGGCAAAUUUUUAUUCUGUUUUUUGUAGUAUUUUUUUUCCUCUUUCUGUUUUUCUGAGAAAUGUUAUUGUUUUUUGUUUAACAAUUGUUUUGUCUUUCUGUUUGUCAGACUAUUUUGUAUUCAUUUUUUUUUUUUCGUCUACUGCUUUUUGGACUAUUUUUUCCCCUAACUAAUCGAGAUACUUCAAAAUCCUGCGAGAAUCUCAAACAAUCAGAUAACCACAGCGGCUGAUCCAAAUCAGCGGAUUCUCCAGUCACUAGAUAACUUUGACUACGGGGUCAGUGAGAGUAAAGCGUGUUAUUAGUCAAACAUAGAGUAUGCAAAUACUGAGGUGCCUGCGCAAAGUAGACAAACAUAUGACGAUUCCAUCUAUCUGACUUAAAGAAAGGAGUAUCUCCCAGUGUCUUAAACCCAAAAGACAAUAAAACUUGAUUAAAGUAAACAAGUGGGCCAUGUUUGCUUUAUUUUUUCUCUAUUAGUUCUUUGGAAUGAAGCCUGACUGAUUUCUGUAUUUCCUCACAGGUGGGGGCAAAGGGGGCAGUUAGUUUCGAGUGGUGUGUCGGCGAGGUCAAACAGCAGCAACGGGCAGCAUGUUGGCACCUGCGUGAACCCAGCAGUGAAGCCUCAUUUCUCGGUGAGUUGGACAAGUCUUCUCUUAACUUCAACAAACCGCACACAGAGCAGCUGUUCUCCUCAGACAAG